This is a messenger RNA of Prorocentrum cordatum, 1501 nucleotides long. NCBI's taxonomy places the organism in Eukaryota, Dinophyceae, Prorocentrales, Prorocentraceae. The record is from the annotation of a GenBank genome assembly.
AUGUGCAGCUACGUGCUCAGCGAGUCGGAACUUCAUCGUCUGGACGUUCAGAUUUGCAAGAAGUUGAGAGUGAUGGAAGGUGGAUCGCAGGUGGCACACGACACACAUGUCAAAGUUCUCACGAACAAGCAACUCAUGAAGCGCUGGGGAGUUGUGCCCUCAAAGGCGGCUCUGGCCAUGCAAAGGAUACGCUGGCUACAAGAUAUGGUGCGGCAUCCUCUGGCUCACCAACAGGUUAUUGCAGCUCUCUGGGGACACUUGGAGGACGAGCCCUCGCCGAUCGACAUCGAAGGGAAGCUGACGGUGAGCACCAGCCCGUUCGCCAGGCAGUUCACCCGCGACCUCAUGCUGUUGGAGGGCAUCAGCGGCACGGAGGAUUUCUUCGAAGAAUGGGCGCUGGUCGGCAGGGCUUGGCAAGAGUUAUGGAGCUGCGAGGAGGUGAACACAGCUUUUUUGAAAGUUGAUGCGAAGCUGCUGGAGGUGUCACUCAUGAGGGAAGAUCAGAUAUGGGAAAAACUUGCACCCAGAGCCAAGGAGACGGAGGAGCCUGAGGGAGAGUUCGUGUGCGACCUGACCGACUCGCAGGGCGCCGUUUGCGGCCCGUGUUUUGAUUCCUUGAAGAAGCUGGUCGCGCAUAUGACGAAGGCCCGCGGCGGGUCUCACGGCGUCAUGUGCCCGCUUAGAUGCUGCGUGAUUGCGAACCAGUGCUUGAACUGUGGCAGCCUGUCCCCCCUGAGAUCAUCUGUAAAAUGUGUGGGCUCGAGUUUGACAACUUACCUGGGUAUUGCACACGCGCUCGAGAGGAACACUUGCCUCGCCCCGCUCCGCGUCUGGUGGAGCGCCAUCGCCUUCGCCAUGCCCGCGCUGCUGGCGGCCGCCGCGGACGACAAGAAGGAUGGAGGCCAAGAGCCACGCCGUGUCAAGUCACGCACAGAAGGAGGCAGCACGGACAAGAAGCUCAAAGGUGUCAGCGAUCAAGGGCUACGUCGGUUCCUGCUCGCGAUGGUCAAGCAGCUCCUGAAGGUGGCGCAGGGGGUGCGAGAACUCGGAGGAUGCCUAUUCGACACUUUUCUCUGCCCUGCGGACGGGGCGGAAGCGCUGAAGAUGGCGGAGCAGACCCACAACUACGCGGAGGCGGUGAAGCGCGACGGGAAGGGUCACCAGCACGGUGCCCCCUACAUCUGGGCGCUCGCGGGCAUGCUGGCGGGACUUCGAGAACGCGGAGACGCAGUGGGCGCCCAGAACGCGAAGGGGAUCGUGGACAUGAUGGAGUGGCUCGACGCGCACGGCGUAGAGGACAAGAUGGAGAUGAUACGGAUGUGCCGUCUGGACAAGACGUACGACAAGGACAAGAAGCGGAUCACCUUUGUGCUACGAGACGAGCGCUGGCGCCAGACGGUGAUCGCGUGCUGCGUUCAGGCGGGGAUGGAGCGCAAGCAGGGGAAGGCCCCAGCGUCGUUCAUGGAGAGGGGGCUCCAGGAGUACGUUGUGCAGCUGGUCG